AUUCAAGUAUAGACUGGUUGUCCGACGUGAUUGUUACUUGAACAUCCACCAAUCGACAUUUCUAUUAUAGCAAGAAUCUUCGUCUUGGUUCCAGAUAAACGGCACGACGUCUAUAUAUGUCUCGCUUCGGUCUCGCCACUGCGAUUUUGCUUGCUUCGAUUUCCAUACUGUACACCCUUACACCAGAGCACAUAUCGUACCUCACCAAAAGUAACAUCAGCAGCCUGUUGAACUUCACCAACACGCCCUUCAUAAACAGCAAAGCACAGAAACCAGAUCAGCAACCUAUGCUCAAGUCCGCUGCCAACAUGUCCAAGUCUGCACUCCGCCAGGCAAAGAUCACGCCCCACCGGUCCAGCGCCCGCGGGCACGCCGACCAUGGCUGGCUCAACACAUACCACAGUUUCUCCUUCGCCAGCUGGUACAACCCAGACUUCACCAAAUUUGGCAGCCUGCGGGUCCUCAACGAGGACCGCGUCAAGGCCAACUCUGGCUUUCCGACGCAUCCGCAUGGCGACUUUGAGAUCUUUAGCUACAUCUUGUCUGGCGAGCUGACGCACCGCGACUCCAUGCUCGCCAAGGGCAAGGAGGGCGGCCAGUCGGACAAGUUCUACCGCAUGCACCGCGGCGACGUGCAGUUCACGACCGGCGGCACGGGUAUCGCGCACUCAGAGUUCAAUGAGCACAAGUCGGACCCGGUGCACUUUCUGCAGAUUUGGGCCAUUCCCUGGAAGCGCGGCCUGACGCCACGCUACCACACAAGGCAUUUCGAGGAGGAGGACAAGCGCAACGGCUUCGUAACGAUCCUGAGCCCGCUCAAGGGCGGCGAGGACGCUACGGCUCAGCAGGAGAAGGACGCCGAGCCGGUCAUCCCUGGUUCCAUCCCCAUCCACGCCGACUUCGCCAUGGGGGCGGGGCUCAUCGCGCCGAGCGCGAACUUCGAGUGGACAGUCGGCGCGACGGCGACUCAGGCGGCCAAGCGUAAGGUCUAUGUGCACGUGUGCAUGACGAAGAACGGCAAGGCAAAGAUUCGCCUGGAUGGACGUGAGGAUGCUGAGCUUGCCGAGGGCGACGGCGCCUUCAUCGAGGGGGUGAACGCCGGGGACAAGUUGGCAGUGGAAAGCAUUGGAGAGGCCGAGGCCGAGGUCGUCGUUUUGGACACGGCGUAAGCUAGGAAUUGCGGGAGGGUUAAAAUGUACAUUCUUAGGCAAAUUGUAGCGCAAUGAAGCAAAACAUGGC
Messenger RNA from Purpureocillium takamizusanense, 1239 nucleotides. RefSeq lists its product as uncharacterized. The transcript has a single exon. The record is from RefSeq and is a predicted model, not a curated record. Bases 117 to 1169 code for a protein of 350 amino acids. Lineage: Eukaryota; Fungi; Ascomycota; Sordariomycetes; Hypocreales; Ophiocordycipitaceae.